Ictalurus furcatus (blue catfish) is the source of this 1431-nucleotide messenger RNA. It is a transcript of the gene npdc1a, whose product is annotated as neural proliferation, differentiation and control, 1a. Lineage: Eukaryota; Metazoa; Chordata; Actinopteri; Siluriformes; Ictaluridae. The coding region runs from base 193 to 966 and encodes 257 amino acids. Gene Ontology annotation, cellular component: membrane. The transcript is spliced from 8 exons. The record is from RefSeq and is a predicted model, not a curated record.
CCUGCUAUCUUUAGAACGGUUAACAGCGAUUUAGACUGGCUCAGAGUGACGGGUUUAACACCGUUACCGUUUCAUACCAGGAGCUUUCUCCGUCUGUGUCACUCUGAAGUGCGGUUCAGCUUGAGGAGGAUAGCGCAAUGACACCUCUCGGCUCUUUUCUGCUUCCUUUAACGUGAGAAGUGGGACUCGAGGAUGCUGCUCCUUCUCUCCAGCCGGACGGAGCGGCUUUAUGUCGCGCUGCUGCUCGGCGUCGUUGUCGCCGCUGUUAGCGCUAGUAUGCCCGGUAAAGACACGUCCCUCCCUGAUCUCGAUGAACAAAUCGACUACCUGUCUUCAGUCAUCGCCAAGCAGGACGUCUCGGAUGUCCGGCAGUCAGGCUCUUCCGAGUCACAGAGUCAGCCCGUGCCGAAGAGCGCGUCUCACUCGAGUACAGUAAAAGCAGUGACACACAGUCCUUCCACCACGACCCAGCGCACCUCCAAACCCCCUGUGGCUCAGACGAAGGCUCCGGGCCGUGGCAAACACAUCAGCCCGACCUUUCUAGAAGACGGCCUGAUCGUUCUCAUGAUGUCCGCGUUCAUCGUUUUGGGGACUGUGGCUCUCAUCAUGGCUGCUGUCUGUUGGUUUCGGAUUCAGAGGGAAAGCCAUUUAACUCAGAAAGUGGAUUACCCAGCGUUUCAUGCAGCAGGAAGCAGCUCCGCUAGCAUCGCCUCGUCGGGGGACAAGAAGCUGGCUCACAGUGCUCAGAUGUAUCACUACCAACAUCAGAAACAACAGAUGCUCUCGAUGGAAAAACACAAAGUUGAACCUAAAGUGUCUGAACCUGGAGUUAUAUCAGAUGAGGAAACCGAAGAAGGAGACUUCACUGUAUACGAGUGUCCUGGACUCGCACCGACUGGAGAGAUGGAAGUGAAGAAUCCACUGUUUGACGACUCUACUUUACAGAACGGAAGGAAUCACAAGUGACGUGGAUGCUUACACAGACACACACACUGCACAAUAACAUCCAGACGUUUCAUUUUCAUUCGAGAGAAUAUUCCUACCAAACCUGCACACUUUUAAUACAUUUAAAAUAACUAAAAAAUGCACACACCAACUCAACAUAUCCAACACUGGACAAUGAUUUGAUGAAGACUCUUUUCUUAGCUUAGCUCCUCAGAAUCAAUCAAAUAGGGAAGAACUAUUCACACCCCAACCCUAAAGAGGAUGAAGACUGGAUGGAAAUAAAAGCAAAGGUUGAAAACGAACUGUCCGUCUCAGUGCACUCUCAAUGAUCACUGUGCACCCAGACUACACAACCUACACAACUGCAACUCUCCACGGCUCUUCACUCUCCUCACCGUAUCUGCGCGUCAGUCGAUCAUCCCUCGUUUAUAUUUGUCCAGCUUAUGGAAUUAGUUUUUCAGUGUCGUUUUUGUCUUUCUUGUAAAG